AUGUCUCCCAUCCAGAGCAAGCUCGCCACCUACGAACUCCCCCUUCGUGUAGCGACUCUUCUCACAACCGCCCUUGCACUACCCCUUCUCAUCGCCACAACAAUCGUAUCGCUUCACAGUUACUCCUGGUACUACCACCGUCCCGUGACAGCCUUUUGCUUCGGAUUCAUCCCGCUCGCCCUCACCGCUUUUGCAUCAGCCAGAAGCCUCAUACACCAAAGGAGACAUGGACGUAUGCCACAAGAAAGCUUCAAGCUCGUCGAUGGCGUGGCAAGCAUUGCGUACUUGAGUAUCCUGACUGCUAUUUGGGCAGUUGAAAUUGGAAAAUUGGAAAGGCCGGGAUUUGGGCUCUUGGCUGGGUACACAACUGCGCCUAUGAUUGUCAAUAUGUUCGUACACGGUUACAUCUUCGCCUGUAAUGUGCGAUCAGUGGUCGCGCUUUUUGCGGCUCCACAAGUACAUGAGUGCCCCAACUGCCAUAGCAGCUUCACCACUCGCACACCACAGGUUCAGGAGACAAAGCAGAGUGGAGAGGGGUAUAGUUUGUUGCGCGGUGAAGACUAUCUCGAUGUGGAUGGUGAUGCUGAGCACUACACCGAUGGUAGCUCUGGCUCUACGGAUGCGCAGAUGCUACAGCCUGAGAGUGAGUCCAAGGACAAGAGCAAGGACGAGAGCAAGAAGGCCAUUAUCGAUGUCUGA
Molecule: messenger RNA, 699 nt
Organism: Bipolaris oryzae ATCC 44560
Lineage: Eukaryota; Fungi; Ascomycota; Dothideomycetes; Pleosporales; Pleosporaceae
Exons: 2
Coding region: 1-699 (232 amino acids)
Source: RefSeq, a predicted model, not a curated record